Molecule: messenger RNA, 8126 nt
Organism: Corvus hawaiiensis (hawaiian crow)
Lineage: Eukaryota; Metazoa; Chordata; Aves; Passeriformes; Corvidae
Gene: SOCS2
Product: suppressor of cytokine signaling 2
Exons: 2
Coding region: 3-596 (197 amino acids)
Biological process (GO): intracellular signal transduction; phosphatidylinositol phosphate biosynthetic process
Cellular component (GO): phosphatidylinositol 3-kinase complex
Molecular function (GO): 1-phosphatidylinositol-3-kinase regulator activity
Source: RefSeq, a predicted model, not a curated record
CCAUGACCCUGCGCUCCGCCGAGUCCCUGGAGAGCGCGGAGAGCUCCGGGGAGCGCUGGGGGCACCCCGGGGCGGCGGCGCCCGUUGCCGAGGAGUCCCGUGAGGCGGAGCAGCUGGCCGCGGCUAUGGAGGAGCUGCGGCGGGCAGGCUGGUACUGGGGCAACAUGACUGUUGCUGAAGCCAAAGAAAGAUUACAGGAUGCCCCCGAAGGGACCUUUUUGGUUAGGGAUAGUUCACAUUCAGAGUAUCUACUAACUAUAUCAGUAAAAACAUCAGCGGGACCGACCAACCUACGUAUAGAAUAUCAAGAUGGCAAGUUUAGACUGGACUCUAUCACUUGUGUCAGAUCUAGACUUAAACAGUUCAACAGUGUUGUCCAUUUGAUUGAGUACUAUGUUCUUAUGUGCAAGGACAGAACUGAAACACCUUCAAAUGGAACAGUUCAUCUUUACUUGAACAAACCCCUCUAUACGUCUGCUCCAUCUCUGCAACACCGCUGCAGGAUAGCUAUAAACAAGAGCACAAAUCAGAUUUGGGAGCUGCCAUUACCAACAAGACUGAAAAAGUACUUGAAAGAAUACCAAUACCAGGUAUAAAUAUAUUUUCUAAAUGCCUCUAACACAGAGUAACUUUUGAAUGCAAUUCUUAAAAUCAGGCAAAGAACUGAGUAACCAGUUGUACAACUCGGCAUGGAAUUCACUAUCAAAACAGUGGCAGUUAUGGGGGGAAGGUUUUUUUUUCAGAUGCUACAAAGGGAGACUUUAUGUAAAAUAAUCCCAGUGUGCACCCUUGGGGGUUCAACAAGGUGGCAUGCUAUUCUUGCAAGGAGAGAGAAGCCAGGAAUCUGUCCAGAUUGUGUUGCUUUGUCAAUAAAAUGCUGCAUUAUCAAAUGCUUACUGAAGCAGUGGGACCGGCAGAGACUGCGUAAGUGGUCAGAGAUGUGUGAGAGUUCACAAGUAUCUCAGUUGUCUGAUUCCAAGAUUAAUUUGGUGCUGGUGUUCAUAUAAUCCUAAAAGCUUAACUAGAUCACACUGUGAUAAUCUUGCUAAAGUUAUGCAACUAAUCAAAUCCAGUCAGAAAAGUGAUCAUGUAUUCAGUUUUUAUUGAACUAUUCUCCUGCUUUUCUGCAAGCAAAGGAGUACUGUAAGUAAUCAGUCUACAAUAUUGUUUUUCAAAGUUCUCUGAAAGCUGACCUUAAGAAGAAAUGCAACAUCUUUCACAGGAACCCAGUAUACUGCUGACAAUACCAGAUUGGUAUCCCAGAAUCCUUAACAUGUUAACAUCUUCACAGUGGUUAUGUAUCCAUGCUAUUGCUAUUAAGCCUCUUUUGGUUGAGGCUUUCGAACUGUAUGCUUCAGACUUGCAGUUCCAAUGUCAAAACAUGGAUAUCAGCAGUUACAGCUGUCUUCUACAGUGUAGAAUGUUUUCUUUAGCCUGUUUCCCAAAAUAUGGGGAAAUAAGAUGUGGAUUUUUUGGUUGUUUUUGAGGGGGUUGGUUUUCUUUUCUUUUUUUUUUUUUUUUUUACUUCCCAUUCACUAUUGUAGAUAUCAGAUGAUUACUCAAUAAAAUAAAUCAAAUUGCACAACAAUUUCCCAAUCUUUGUAUGUAUGGAUUCAGGAAACUGUGCUCUUAUAUAGCAACUUACAUAAUUUCCCAGCUAAUACUCAGAUAAAUGCACAUGUAACAGUGAGGAUGAAUACCCCUGCUUUGCCUUUGUGGUGCUGCUCGAAAGUAUAGCUGGAUUAAAUUCAGAUUAGCAGUUUAGAGGCUGCUUGCUGAAUUCCUGUAGUUAGGUAUUAGCAUAGGACAUAGCUUUUUCUGUUAUGGUAGUCUUCCAAACAGGAACAUGGGACUAAGAUCCUCAGUAUCCAUUCUUCAGUCUAAAUGUAAACUAUUUAAUAGAAGAAAUACACAGAAUGAGAAUAAUAGGAGAGCAGUAAAGAGAGAAACAAAGACAUAGACUCAUCCUUAGUCAACAAAUUAAGAGUUUUAAUUUUUUCCCUAGCUUAUUUGUUAAUUAAAGCAAAGACCUGUGCUUGAACAAGGAGGGUUGUCAAGACUUGCUGUAAUCUAGCUUUGCCCAGGCUGAAAUAGAAACAACAUAAAAUAACCUUGUUUUCCUUGUGACUUAACAGCGCUGUUGUACUGUCAAGAUGUUCUGUCCCUUCUCAUAAACUCUGGGGCACUGACCAGCUUAUAUGCUGCAUCAAAACUCCCAGUGUUACACACUCAGUUUUGUCUGUAACAUGCUGGCAGAAAAGAGUAGCAGAGCCAUUGAGAAAAAGAAGGCACCAAGAACCAGAGGCAGAGUGGACGGUUCCUUGGUAUGACAUGUUCUUGACAUGUUCUUGUUCUUUCUGUGGAAAAGGUGUGUUCCUCCUCCUCCAUGGCUUAAAUUUUCUGUCCCCAUUUUCAAUCCAAGCUUUAGUAUAGAAAUGAGGGGAGUUUUCUUCUGAAAAACAAAUCAAAAUAUUUUGUUAUGUAAAAUUUUCCCCAUGUCCUGCCAAAAUAUAUUUGGAAGUUUUUCACAUUACCCACCCUUUGGUUCCCACACCUGAAGAGCGCUUGUAUUUUACGUAUGUGUCAUAAUCACACAGUCCUUGUUAUCAGUCUUGCUAGGAUCUACCACCCUCAGGCUGAGGAGGUAUUCCUGCGAGCAGAACCUGUCAAAAAACUGUGUUCCUGUGAACCCUUUUCAUUCCGAUGAUUCUUACAUCUUCCGAUGUAAGAAUCUUUUCUUACAGUUCCUGUCUAGCUCUACCUUGUGGUGAGAGAACUGCUAUACAGAAUAACCUCCGUCACAGUCACAAACACUCUAAUCUGCUGCUGUGUUAACAUUCUACUACUGUGCUUUUUCAGCCAGGGUGACAUGCUUGGGGUCUCAAUGGUAAACACAUUGUACUAAGGACCUUUAAAAAAAAUCCCUGGGGAUUUAAAAUCAUGAAGACCAGUGCUGGAGCAAGUAGACUGAGCAGAUAAAGAGCUGUGAGGUGCAAUGAGACUGCUAUGUUGCAAAUAUAAGAAAUUAUUUAUGGCUUGCUGCUGGCAGACUGUGCAAGCAGUCACAGGCCAAGUGUAGCCCACAGCAGAGCCAAGCUCUGAGGAACAACAGGGGGCAGAUGCAGGGAAGCUAGCUGUUUUUUUAAUAACAGUUCUCCAAAGCACAAGGGCAAAUGGCAGGCUGAGGACAAGGAGUGCUGGUAAAGUGAAAGGAGGUGACUCUUGUAACUAAUCAAAAUUAGUUACUGAGAUGUGGAAUCAAGUCACCAAACAUUGAGCAUAGUUCCUGUGGGGAAAAGAAGGGUCUGUAACUAUGGAGUGCUCAAAGCUGUGAACAAUAUUUUAAACAGACUGGAGGGGGAACUAGUCAUCUUUGUAUGAAAGCACAGUUCUUGUCCUCAUUAGGAUGCCAGUCCUCGGGUUGAUGCAUUGCACGAGUAAAACUAAACCACAGUAUAGCUUACUGAAAGCUCAGCUUCUUUCUAAUACAGCACAGAGGAAUGACUUGUUCUGGUACAAAAAAUCUGAUGAUAGAACAUGAUUAGAUUUCAGCGGUACAAAGAUCUGGCAUAUAGACUUUGUGACUUCUCAGACAUGAUCAUGUUGUUCAAACACUUAAAAAAAUUCUAGUGCCUUUUUUCUUUUCUUUAUGGAUGUUGUAGCUCGUUUGCAGCACUAGCUUUUAAAUUGCUGGCCCUUCAAAUUAUAAAAAUUACUUCUAACUGAUAUAUAUCAUAUUGAAUUGCUAGUACAGACUGUUCAGAAAGCCAGUUUCACAGGUUCAAUGCCCAUGAGUCAACCAAAAAUCAUGGUAAGGACUUUAAUCCUAAGCCUUUUUUUCACUCCAUGUGUUGGUUUGGUUCUUCUUUUUUGAGUCUUGGGGUUUCAGAUUUUCCAGUUUAUACCUGAAAUGUCAGUUGCUGAAAACCUCUUCACUUUAAUUGAAGGAUAACUGAGAAUCCUACAAUCAUAAAAGGCGAUGCUUAAAAAAACCAACCAAAACAAACAUAAUUGCAAGAUGAAUGAUGAAAAUGGAAUUGGUGAUGGUAUUUAGUUGAGCACUAGACCAGAACUGUGAACUAGGGCAGCAUUUUAGUUGUAUGGGUAUCUUCCUGCCGGUAGUAUUAUCACCAGAGACAGAAAAUAGCUUGAGUACAAGAUGAAUGAGUAGAGCGGGAAUGUGACUAAGCAGCUGCGCCCAGUGCAUUAGAAGUAAUUUUAUUUUAAUCUGAUCUUGUCAGUAUUGCCUUAAUUAUAUUUUAUGUAACCACAUUCGAUAAACAAUAUAUAAUUAUUAGCAAGAAGGAAAAAUUGUUCACUAGAAUAUGGGGGGCAGAGGGUUUUUUAUAUAUUAAAACAAUGAGGAAUUUACUCCUUCACUAGAAAUGGUGGAGAUUUAUAACCUGAGACACUUACUAAGUCUCAUCACCUUGAGAAAACAGAAUUUACAUCUGACAGGGAGAACAGGGUUCUGUAGUUGCAUGAAUUUCUGUACCUUAGCCACUCUCAUGUUUUAGAAAAAUGUUCCUGCAGGUAAGUUACCUUGUUAAAGAUUGUUUAAAAAACUUUAUUUACUUACAUGCUCUAUUCAAGAGCUUUUUCUUGUAUUCCUGAUAACAAUCCUAUUGAUUUUUCCUUUGGCUAUAACCUUAGGCUCUAGUGGAAAGUAAGUCAAGUGGUAUCAGGGCUUUGCUCUCCUUAAGCCAAAACAUAUAAUGGAUAUGGGAAGAGAUAUUUUUAGACAUGGAUAUCAUGUCUAAGAGUCAUUUAAAAUAAAGUAAAAUAAAAAUUCUGCUUACUUUGCAGUCAUUAAAAUAAAUCUUAUUUAUCAUAUUUACUGCUAGAGGAAACAAUGGCUUGAGGGAUUCUAAAAAUUUUAUUGGUAAUUCUUGAUAAUAAUAAAAAACUUUGUUGAAAGGAGAAUUUUUAUUUUAAAAAUGAAGAAAUUAAUGAAACUUUUACUAUCUAAACAAAAAAAUUUCCAAACAGAAUAACUGGAAAUUAGUUGAAAGGUCUGAGCUGGUUAGCUCUGUAUACACAAAGGAAGUGGGGAUGACAAGCUCCUUCGGUAUCUCAGCCUAGCUCCUGAAAACCACUUCUCUGUUAGCAUUAGAUUUAGCAGGUCUCAGUAUUUUGCUAAGCCAUUAGCACGAUUGAAAAUGCCUGGAAACAGCAUUCCACUGACACGUAACUUCAGUCACCACGGUCUGAGCUCACUUUACAACACAUCAAUUUGCCACGGUAUUGCUAAAAUUGGGUUGUUUCUACAAUAGGCUGAGUAUCAGUCAAAGGAACUGGGAGGCAGUGGGUGCUGCCCGGGGCCAUGAAGGGUAUCAGGUGCUGACCAUCACUGUUCCUUAUCCCCUGUCUCAGACAGAGGGUACACUACAAGCUAGGUGAAACACAGCUGCCAGGAACAAGAUGAGAAAUUAUUUGCUUUCUGAUGAGGGAAUUACUUGUCUGGCUUUCAUGUCUGAGAAGGGAAAGGACAUGGAAAAGCCAGCAGCUCCUGUGAGAGGUGGCACUUCUCAUAAGGAGUAUCAAAUAACUAACCACCAGGAUGAGUACAGUGCUGAAAGGUGUAUUAGUAGAGAUUAAAGGUCUAUGGGAAUAACUAGUAUCGGUACAGUUUGAAUCCACAUAUAGACAAAGUCUGGCUAGAUAACUCAAUUUUGAGAAAAAGAAAAUUAGCUUAUAGCAAACUCAGUCUCUUCUGGUGCCAGGGUUACCAAGCAGGAGAGGGAUUAACUGUGUUAUUAAUCAGGUUAUCUACAGGGCUUUAAAGUAGCCAGUGCCUCUGAGAAAGUGGCAAAAAUUAUGCAAAAAUAUACCACCAUAAUUAUGCUUAAUCUGUUAAUUUGUUUAAUCUGCUUGAUAAAUUGUGUAUUUUAUUCUACUUAGACUCUUUUUAAAAAGGGAUUGCACCUGUGUUUCAUUUUGUUUUCUUCCAAUUGGAAGAAUUGGAGCCAUUAUUUUUCCAGGAACUGACAUACCAAAAUAAUACCACUCCUUUCUAUGGUAUUAAGGAGGAAUAUAACGCUGGAGCAAAAGCAAUUUAUAUCAGCAAAAGGAACGAGCUGGCAUUUAGUAGGAAAAACUUCAAACAGACAAUAUCCAGGAAAAGUUUAGUAGUGAGUGCUGCAAAGAACAAAAUGCAGUAAAAAACCCCAAACAAACAAAUUCAAUGCUUCUGUCUUGAUUUUUCUUUCACUGGAGGGCAGGGUUUAUCUAAGUAAUCCUUUUGAUUCCAGUCAAAUUGUUCUGAAAUUGAUGUUUCAUAGAUGAGGUUUGCAAUUUGGUGCUCUGUUGGUUAACAAAUAAUAAGUGCAGAGGUAUGUUAGACAUUGGGAAAGAUUCAAAGCCCGGUGCAAAUUCUUCUUUUGAAGUUAUUUGGUUGAUAACAGGGUUGAUAACAGGAGUUUUAUGAAAAAUAGUUGUAAAUCUGGUAGCUGAAAGCCGCAAAAAUCCCCUUUCAAAAUGCUUUGUUACAAUUUAACUGUAUCUCUUUAGGUUGCAGCCCUGAAAUAGAAUCUGUUCAGCUGAGUCGCUGUACCCCCACUCUGCCUCAGGGAGAAUGUCCAGAUUUGAGAGAUUGCUCUGGACACCUAUAUUAGAUACAUUUGGUUUUUUCUUACCCAGGGUGCUGUUUGACACAUCUGGAGGGCAGAAAAAGUUGUGGAUCAACUCUUACCAUUCAAGGGAUUUUGAGUUGGUUCAUUUUCUGUAGGAAGAGCACUAUUAAAGACUGAGCUGCAAUUUAUCUAUCUAUAAAGUGGGUGGUGGACUCAACAUUCCGUGAUUUCCCAGCAUGGGGUGAAUAGUGGCUUAUACUUCAAUUAACACUGAUAGAAACUUAAGCUGCAAUGAGGGCAAUAUCUUUGACUGGCUGCACUGUUAAAAAGAGAGAAGGAAGGAAGUUAGGAAAGUGAGAUCCUUGCCUAACUAGACUGCAGUGGAUGUGGCACAGCUCCUUCCUGAAGUGUUUCAGACAUGGUUGUCUGUGUGGGAAACUGCUUGUGAGAAGAUAACUGUUUUCUGGAAAGUCACGUUUCUUUUAACUUCCCUGACAGAGGAUGCAGUGCCUACUGCAGGAUGCUUCAUUAGCCUGCAUGCAGGCAGGUUUCAUUUUGAAAGGGAACAAAAUAGAUCAAGUGAAUUUUUAAUCUAAGGGUAUUUUUUGUUUGAAAACAGGACAUAUGGGAAAAAUAUAAGCAGUGGCAAAUCUCUUGCCAGGCUACCUGUAAAAACUUUCCAUGAAUCAUCACUAGCUCCUGAAGUUUAACCUUAAAGUAAGAACCUUUCAAAAUAUAGGUAUUGUAUAUGAGUUUAUCUGUUCAAAUCUUGGGAAAGCAGCAGCAGAUUACAAAAAGCAAUAGCUAUUCUCCCCCUAAAUAAAACCAACCUUCCAAUCUUUUAUCUAAAAUGUUAGAAAACCAUUUCAUAUGCUGUAAUUUGCAAGUAAAGUAAGUUUGUUUUGUGAAAAGGUUUCAGACUUGAAUCUUAAAUUUAGAUUAUUAAUUUGCCAAUGUUUGAUUUUCAGGUUAAUUAGUGAAUUUUCUUUGUUUGUUCUCACAUUAAUAAAAGGGUGCUUUACAUUUAAAAAUAAUUUCAUAAGUCUGGAAUAAAGAGGCUUGCAGUAUUUCAUCUGUCUCCUCAAGGAAUCUUUAAAUUAAACUUAACAACAAAGAACUAUAUUAACUCAUAUAUUUAAGGGACUAAAAAUUUUGAGGAAUACUGAGUCAUGUUCUGCAAGUAUUAAUUGCAAGUUUUUUAUUACAAUUCACUGGAUUUUUUUUACGAAAUGUAUACAAAAGUUUUGCAUUUGAUGCCUGCUUCCUUUUUAUAACUAUUCCCCAUUCAACUUUUUGCUAGGGAUUAUUUGUAUCAUAGUAAACAGCACUAAGAAUUCAUUGUACUGCUAAUAAACACUUAUUUUUAUUAUUGCAACAAAUUUAAAUGUAUACAUACUACAGAGUCACUUUAAACCCCAUGUUUUAAGAUGCUUUAAAACUUUCUGUGCUAUAUUUUACCUUCAUGCUGGACACGCUUUUUAAUAAAAUACUACUUUUAAGGAAGUUCAUGAUGUGUCACCUACAUUUGACACUAACUCCUCUCUUUGACCCGCA